UCCGUUCAUCAGAAGGAUAUUAUAAGGGAAGCCCGGGGAGCGGAGCGUGGUUCAGUCUACAGUAUCUGGACCGAACCGAGGCGGGCAGGGAGCAUAUUUGUAAGGCGGAGGCGAUGGAGGACAAAGAGAAGAACUCCUCCAAGAGCGACAGAGUCACUCUGAAAAAAGAAAUUGGACUUUUGAGCGCCUGCGCUAUUAUCAUCGGUAACAUCAUUGGAUCUGGGAUAUUCAUUUCACCUAAAGGAGUGUUGGAGCAUGCAGGAUCUGUGGGGCUGUCCCUCAUCGUCUGGGUUUGUGGAGGGGGUAUUUGUGCCCUUGGAUCCAUGUGCUACGCUGAACUGGGUGUCACCAUCCCAAAGUCUGGAGGAGACUAUUCAUAUGUGACAGAAAUCUUUGGAGGGUUAGUCGGCUUCCUGUUGUUAUGGAGUGCCGUCCUCAUCAUGUAUCCAACCACGCUGGCUGUCAUCGCGCUCACCUUCUCCAAUUACGUCUUGCAGCCAGCCUUCCAGAACUGCCUACCUCCGUUCAUUGCCACCAGACUGCUCGCCACCAUCUGUAUCUUAUUCCUGACCUGGGUGAACUGCUCCAGUGUGCGCUGGGCGACGAGGAUCCAGGAUGUUUUCACUGUAGGCAAACUUCUCGCUCUGGCACUAAUCAUAGUGGUCGGACUGGUGCAGAUCUUCAGAGGUCACUAUGAUGCCCUACGGCCCAGUGUGGCCUUUGAAUUCAGUCAGGACCCCUCAGUGGGACAGAUAGCGCUGGCCUUUCUUCAGGCCUCGUUCGCCUACAGUGGCUGGAAUUUCCUCAACUACGUCACGGAGGAGGUCGUGGAGCCUCGCAAGAAUCUGCCCCGUGCCAUUUACAUUUCCAUCCCACUGGUGACACUUGUCUACACUAUGACCAACAUUGCCUACUUCUCCUCCAUGACCCCUGAGGAGCUGCUGGCCUCCAAUGCUGUAGCAGUGACAUUUGGGGAAAAGCUGCUGGGGAUGUUUUCCUGGGUGAUGCCGAUUUCUGUUGCUCUGUCCACCUUUGGAGGAAUCAACGGAUACCUAUUCACCUCCUCCAGAUUGUGUUUCUCAGGAGCCAGAGAGGGUCAUCUGCCUUAUCUCCUGGCUAUGAUCCAUCUAAAAAACUGCACUCCAAUCCCCGCCCUGCUGGUCUGCUGCAUUGCCACCAUAGUCAUCCUCUGCAUUGGAGAGACGCACAACCUGAUCAACUACGUGUCCUUUAUCAACUAUCUGUCCUAUGGGGUAACCAUUGCCGGUCUCCUCUACCUCCGCAAGAAGAGACCCAACCUGGCCAGACCCAUUAAGGUAAAUAUGUUGAUCCCCAUCACCUACAUGAUAUUCUGGGCUGUGCUGCUGGGCUUCAGUCUAUACUCUGAACCGGUGGUUUGCGGUCUGGGAAUGGUCAUUAUGCUGACUGGAGUCCCUGUAUACUUUGUGGGUGUUCAGUGGAAGGACAAACCCAAAUGGAUCUACAGGCUAGUAGAAAGAAUCACAUACAUGGGCCAGAAGGUGUGUUAUGUGGUAUUUCCUCAGCAAGACCCUUCAGAGACUGAACCCCUCACUUCCUCCAAAGCUAUUGACUGAGCAGUGCAGUCAAACCAGGAAUUCCCUACAACAACACCUGUACUUCCAGUUUUUGCGUCACAUUGUUUGGUCAGUUUGUGAGUGGUGAACAGAUGGUUUCAUCCAUGUUCUUGCACAGGUGCAGCCUGAGUGGGGCUGUGAUGAAGCGCCAGUAUAAAAGAAGCAGAUGGUUAUAAUUAGGGCAUUAGCAUGUUAAGCCCUAAAGCUGCCUAAUGUGUUUAUUAUUUGUUGGUUUGGUAGUACUGCCCCCCCAACCCCAGUUCCCCUCGCCAGUAUGCCAAGUUCUUUCUUUCAUACAGAUCUUCUGCUCGACUUCUCCCUUCUACUCACUCAAGGAACCUCCCUCCGCCAUCUUCUGCUUCACUUCAAUGAUAUUCUUCUUUUGACUUUAACUAAAUCCUUGAGCUAAUGUGCCUUAUGAAAUGUAUGUGUUGGUAUAGUGUAUUGGUUUGUGCGGGUAUUUUGAUUGUGUAAUAACUUUUAUGAGGUAAAUAUGCAAGCAGUUUCUGCACUUAGCAAUACUUCUCUAUUACUGCUGCUACCUUCAGCUCUGUUUCACUAACUACUCACAUGAUGUUUACUGUCAACUGUGGAUGAGUAUUUUUCCGUCUGUAUCUCUGCCUGGCUACAGUAUCUUUUUACUUUACCCCCGUUCUCUCUCUCUCUCUUUCUCUUUUUUUAUUAUAUUACUACUCUCGUCUGAGAGAUACUGCAGGUGCCUUCAUGUUAUUAUCAUUGUUAGAGAUUAUCUACACAACACUCAUCUUCCCCAGCAAUAUUUACAGCACAGACGAGACAGGAGGAUGAUGGGACGUUUGUGGCUGUCACCUGGAUGAAUAACUGACUCUCUGAAAUGAAUAAGCUACAUCUUUACAACACAGACUGUUCUUCAGGUUUUUAAAUGUUUACCCAUCUCCUCCUUUGGUCUCUUAGAACCUCGGGCCUCUGUUGAACUUGUUGCUUUGGAAAUGUUCUCACCUCUGGGAAUGCCACUGUGAACUUAUUCAUGGUGCUUGGCCUGCCAAGACAGUUAUUAUAUUUUACUCUUCUCACCUGAUACAGUACUUACCAAUAAUGUGUUGUUGGCAACAUUAGCAGAAUCCAUAUUGACAGAUGGAUGGAUGGCUGGCAUUGGAUGUUUACUUGUGCAUGGACCUUUUCUUACAUCCCCAAAGACACAUAAUCACUGCAAUUACCCCUGGCCCACUGACUUACUAUGCUAUUGAUAUAUUGUAGUUGAAUUGAUUCAGAUUUAUAGUUGGCAGGAUUAUGAACCAAUUGAAAUAUCAAGUUGUUCUAAAUUAUUGUGGUCAAAUUCCCUUACUGAAGUUUUGGUACCACUACCUUAACGCAGUCAGCCAAUUUACUGCGAUCUAGGAGAUAUUUGUUUAUGUGCAUUUGAUUAAUCUCUUUCAGCACUUUUCUGUUAUCUGUUUAUGUCGUACAUAUAACAGAACAUAGAAGGUCUAGGCCAGUGGCCUUUUUUUAACAUGAUUAAAAACCAGCAGGUUGAAAGAUGGUUUGAGCAUUUGCACCUUUUCCACACCAGUAGAUGCUGGUAGAUCCCUCAAAUCCACAAAAAGAGACUCACACUUACUGUAAGACAACGUGUACAUCUGUCUGCCAUGUCCAGGUUCUGUUAGCUCACUUGAGAUCUGUAAAUACUAUGUAAAGAAAACAACCCUGUUACAAAUGUGCCAGGGACUCCUUCAAAGAUCACAUUCCUCAGACAUGUUGUGAUACAUUUACAUACUGUACAAUUGAUGGGUGUACCUCUGUGUUUUGUAAAAGAGUGUCAAGUUGUACAAGAAUAACAAUGUAAUUGCUUAUUAAAUAUAGCAACUUCUAAGAAGCUUAAUUAGUUUUUGGAUAAUGUUAGUGAAUGUCGUGUCCUGACUUUUCAUGGUGCUGUCAUCGGGUCAAAAAACAAACACAUGGUCAACAUGUUAGCAUGCUGACAUAAUAAGCACUGCUGUGCCUGUAAAGAGAGACUCAGAGUUGCUAGCAUGGAUGUACUCAGAUUAAAAGUAGAUUGUGACUACAAAAUCAGUGCUGUCUAAAUGUUGUAUCUGUAUACUGGCAAUAGUAUAUUUUUGAUGCAAAAGAAUCUCACACAUUUAAUACACUGGAAAUAUUAAAUGAUAAAGAACUUGAAGUUUAUUAAUUGCAGGCACGGGAAAACAAUGACUGAUAAACAGAAAUCUAUACAGGGUAUUUGAUCAGCAAACCCCACAAUGUCAUGGUGGCAUUUCUCUUUCAGCACAAAAUAUACAAAUAUAGUUCUCAAAAUGAGAGAAAUGCUUUAAUACAAACACAGUAUAUGAUGACUUCAGUCUUUUUACGGGAAAGAAGCUUCAAAAUCAAACAGCAAGGAGAGUGGACCGUUAUCAGACAACCUGGUUCAGUAGUAUUUUACUUUUCAAUGGCCUUGAUCCAGUGUAUUUACCUGUGUGCUAUGGUAAUUACUCAGUGUCUGUAGCAGGCUGGAAAGGAUUUGAUUGGUGUACAUUACAGUGAAUAAAUGCAAUGCAACAAAACAAAGAUUGACAUCUUACUACUACUCUAACUUCAACAAACCAGUAAAAGCCAGGAAACAGAAUAGAAAACCUUGAUCCUGGCUGACAGAUAACACAUCACCUGGGCCAUGAUUGUGGUCAAUAUGGCACAAUCUCCUCUUUACAUACAAAAAACUGAAACUUUUGCAGAUCAACUGUCAAACAAACAGGUAAAUACACAGGAAUAAGGUUAUCCAAAAACAACUCCCCUGCCGUGAUAAUCCCAGAGAUUCCUGACACAGUAAUGCACUCUCCAGAACAACUCCAGAGCAGUCAGUUGUACUAAUCACAUGUCACAUGAUAAAGCUGUGUCUAGACAAACACAGAAAUCUAAUCUCUUCAAACAUGUAAACCAAAACUGUGGUCCUUGAAACUGCCCAUGAUAUUUACAAGAGAAAAACAAAACAAAACAAAAAAAAGUAAGGCAUUUUAACACACUUAUGUACAUUACAAAACAAGUAAAGACACAAGUUAUGUGGAUAUGAGUUUUCUGUUUCAAACAGCAGCUGAACUAUUUGUCAAAUGAGAACAGGCUUUGACCUUAAAUAACAAGGUACAAAGAAAAAAUGAGCACAAAAUAUGCAAAACUAGGACCGAGUGAACUGAUUUGUAUUUCUCUGUCUAUCAAAGAAAGAAUCAGAACAAAUCAUUAGGCAGCAAAUUAUGGAGACACCUCUAAUGGCACAUAACAUGUAGCAGCUGUUAAUGACAAAACUUCUAUAAGAAGGAAGCACAUGGGGGUAGCAUGGCACAAUCAGCUCACUUACACAGGAAAGAUCAUGUAUUUAGUACAGAAACUUGAGACUGCAGCUAAAAAAAAAAAAAAA
Molecule: messenger RNA, 4977 nt
Organism: Larimichthys crocea (large yellow croaker)
Lineage: Eukaryota; Metazoa; Chordata; Actinopteri; Sciaenidae
Gene: slc7a10a
Product: solute carrier family 7 member 10a
Exons: 11
Coding region: 114-1595 (493 amino acids)
Biological process (GO): D-alanine transmembrane transport; D-serine transmembrane transport
Cellular component (GO): membrane
Molecular function (GO): neutral L-amino acid transmembrane transporter activity; L-amino acid transmembrane transporter activity
Source: RefSeq, a predicted model, not a curated record